Molecule: messenger RNA, 567 nt
Organism: Solenopsis invicta (red fire ant)
Lineage: Eukaryota; Metazoa; Arthropoda; Insecta; Hymenoptera; Formicidae
Exons: 1
Coding region: 1-567 (188 amino acids)
Biological process (GO): proteolysis
Molecular function (GO): aspartic-type endopeptidase activity
Source: RefSeq, a predicted model, not a curated record
AUGCCCGGGGUGUCAACGGCGGAGAGCACCCCGGACUCUAUUGUACGCCGUUUAUUUGUCACCGACCGUCUCUCACGAUGUAACUUCCUCGUCGAUACCGGAGCGGACGUUUCUGUUUUCCCUGUUACACAUAACAACAGUCGCAGUAAGUCAAAACUUACGCUCUGCGCAGCCAAUGGCACGCCCAUUGCAACAUUUGGUCAAAAGCUUCUGCAAUUAGAUUUUGGACUGCGGCGCAGUUUCCAAUGGCCGUUCUACCUCGCAGAGGUGAGCAAACCCAUUUUGGGCACAGAUUUUUUAUCACAUUUUAACCUUUUGGUAAAUCUUCGCCGAAGAACGCUAAUUGAUGGCAACACAAGUUUAAAGAUUUCCGGUCAGUUAAACAGCUUCUCCGUUUUACAAGUAUCUUAUCUCAAAUUUGAUACCGUUUACAGUGAUUUGCUCAACGAGUUUCCAGAGCUCACUCGAAGCUCGAUUGCGCCUAAAAGCGCACAUCACGAAGUAUCUCACGCAAUAAUCACUCAAGGACAGCUGCUAGGGCCCGUCGUCUCGCACCCGAGAAGCUGA